CUACACUGUAGGAAGUGUGCAGCUGUGUGUGCGUGUUCAGUCUCUGCUGACGUCAAGAAAGGGUAGUGUCACAUCACUAUGUCCUCUCCAGAGAUCGCCUCUCUCUCCUGGGGCCACAUGAAGGUGAAGGGAUGCUCCUCUAGUUACAAGGACUGUAAGGUCUGGCCUGGAGGCAGCCGCACGUGGGACUGGAGGGAGACUGGGACUGAUCAUUACCCAGGAGUACAGCCUGCUGAUCUGGAAGAGGUGCUGAAGAAAGGAAUAGACCUGCUGGUCAUCGGCAGAGGCAUGAGUGAAGCUCUGCAGGUUCCCUCCAACACUCUGGACUUUGUGAAGCAGAAAGGCGUCGAGGUCCGAGUCCUGCAGACAGAAAAGGCUGUCGCUGAAUACAAUAAACUGGCUGGAAAGGGUGCCAAAGUGGGCGGCGUCUUCCACUCCACCUGCUGACGUCCCCCUCGCUGCAACACAUGGGACUGCCUUUUGUUGCCCUGCCCUAAGAGACUGGUUUCAGUGAAUGAAUGGCUGAUUUAGGGUAUUUAAAUCAUCUUAAAUGCUAGUUUUGACCUAAUUUCAGCCUCGGUUCGGUGUUGUAAAGGAGAACUUCAGAAACGCUGUUUAAGUUUUUAAAUCAGUGAACCCAAAUCAGAUUUACUUUUAUCGUUGUCUAAUCAUGGAGGAAAUCCUUUAGUGAUUUUUUUUUUUUUUUUACAUGAAAAUUAAACAGACCAUAUUGUAGUGUUGUUGGUAAAAGUUAAUAAAUACACACUACAGUAUUUUCAUGGAGGUGAAAAUGUAUUUGCUUGUUUUUAAGACAAAAUAAAGUUAGAAUAUGAUUAAUCGUGUUGUGUACGUUUGUCAUCAAGAGAAACAUUUUUAUAAGAAACAAUUGUUGAGUACAAAAAAUAUUCUCACAAAUGAAAAACACUCGUGUUUCCUUCAACUUAUGCACAACAUGUUUCAAAAAUUGCUUUUUUUAUUUUUAAAGAGAAAGCAAAACUGUCACCUCUACUGGCACAGUUUCAGAUCUAUUGUUAAUAGAAAUGUGAACUAACGAGGCUAACGCUAAUUAAUGUAACAC
This is a messenger RNA of Scomber scombrus (Atlantic mackerel), 1078 nucleotides long. RefSeq names its product adipogenesis associated, Mth938 domain containing (gene aamdc). The record is from RefSeq and is a predicted model, not a curated record. The transcript has 4 exons. The coding region runs from base 79 to 447 and encodes 122 amino acids. NCBI's taxonomy places the organism in Eukaryota, Metazoa, Chordata, Actinopteri, Scombriformes, Scombridae. Gene Ontology annotation, biological process: positive regulation of fat cell differentiation. Gene Ontology annotation, cellular component: cytoplasm.